Phytophthora sojae is the source of this 840-nucleotide messenger RNA. RefSeq lists its product as hypothetical. The transcript is spliced from 2 exons. The record is from RefSeq and is a predicted model, not a curated record. Gene Ontology annotation, biological process: protein O-linked glycosylation. Gene Ontology annotation, molecular function: glycosyltransferase activity. NCBI's taxonomy places the organism in Eukaryota, Oomycota, Peronosporomycetes, Peronosporales, Peronosporaceae. The coding region runs from base 1 to 840 and encodes 279 amino acids.
AUGGGCAUCUUCCACAAGCUCCCGCCAUUGCCAAAAAAGAGCGUCAGUCGCGACCAAGUUCGCCGCGCAAUCGAAGAACGCUUCGAUAUUCCGUCAGACUUUCACUUCUAUCUAGCUAUUGAGUCUAUUAUUCACAUUCACCCCGACUUCGAUGCUGCUGUCGCAAGGAUUUUCAAGGCUGAUAAGAAGGCUCAUGUGUUCCUUUUAUCAACUUCGAACCGUAAAGUUUGGAGAAAUCAGCUUCAAGAACGGAUGGAAUCAGCGAGUGUCGACCCAGCUCGGCUUCACUUUCUCACGGACGUCGAUCAGAAACAAGAAACAAUGCUGAUGCGAGCAGCAGACGCCGUUGUUGCGAGUUUGCACAUGACGCGGCCCCGAGCUUCAUUGCAGGCUUUUGCAGCUGGCGUUCCUGUUGUGACUUUUCCGAGUGAACUCUGGGCCUCGAGAAUCACGUACGGGUUUUAUCAGCAAAUGGGGAUCAACGACCUGGUUGCUUCCUCUUUGGACGAGUAUGUGGAAUUGGCAAUUAAGCUAGCCACCGAUACAACUUUCCACAAGAAGAUGGAGCAGCUCAUCAAGCGCAACAGAUCUAAACUAUCUGAAGAUGUGCAAGCAGUCAAGGAGUGGGAGAAGUUCUUCGACUUUGCGGGCCAGCAAAUUUUCCCCAGCGGUGAACAGUACUCGGGCUCCGACUGGGGGUGGGGCCAAAGUAAUGGACUCGAGGGAUUGGAUGAUUGGGGCCGAGUCGAAGGUGUUGGGGAUGUUGUCGAGUGGGCUUCCAUUGAGAAUGCUGACGGAACACUUGAGUGGAUCCCAGUUGAGAAAGUGGAGAAAGAGUAA